UAUCUGUCUAGUUCCAUUUUAGUUCUAGAUGAAUGCAACAUUCAUCCCGUUUAACCCUAACCUAGUAUAAAGAUUAAAAAAUAAAUUUCAGAUUAGCGCGUCAACAAAGCUGUAUAGAUUAAUAUAAUAGAUAUUCAGCAUUUAAUAUAUAGAUUCAGAGUGUAACUAGAAAAUUGUACAUGUUUGUACACUGCUACAAAAAAAUCAAUUUUGUUUAAACUAAGAUUGUCUAAGUUCUUACGGGAAUUAAAGUAGAAUGCCGAACGAAAACACUCUGCUUUUCGUGAGAGGAGAAGAAAACGAGAGUGAAAAUGACGAAAAUGUUUGGGAUGAUACAGUUUUGAUAGAAGCAUAUGACAAAGCUAUAAGUUUGGCUAAGGAAGAAGUAGCAAAGCGCAUUGCCAGAGAUGAUCAAAGUCAGCAAACAAACCAGAAGUCACCUAAAUCUUACACAAACCAGUGCAAAAAAUGGACUCCUGGUGCACCAUGUCGUGCAGUAUAUUCAGCGGAUGGAAAAGUUUAUGAAGCUAUUGUAAAGAAAAUUCAUGAAAAUGGGCUGUGCACAGUACAAUUCAUUGGAUACAACAAUACAGAAAAAGUAAAAUUGAGUUCUCUUCUGGAAUCUGAAGGAUUGGAAAGUCAGAUUGCACAGCAGAAAGAUGCGCUAGUGGAAAACGCUGCGGAUGAAGAAACUGCAGAUUCUGAUACUUCAGGUUAUUCGACUCAUCAGAAAUUCAGUGUUAAAAUUAAUGAAAAUAUGGAUUGUGAUACUGAAGAUCAAAAGUUUAGAUAUAAUUCUAAGAAUCCUCGACAUGGAUAUUCCAAUUUGGCAACAUCGAACACUCGUUCAGCAGUACCACCCCCGCCACCCUUACCACCGCAGUUGAUGGCUAAAUUGCCUGACACAGAUGCUGAUGCUCUGUCUAGUAUGUUGAUGUCAUGGUACAUAAGUGGAUUUCACACAGGUUAUUAUCACGGAUUACAGCAAGCCAAGCUCAAUCAUCAGAAAAAAAGAAACUGUCAUUGACAUGUGUCAUCGUAAUCUUUAUUUUUCUACAACCCAUCUUUUGUAUUCUGCAUUGUUCCCGUAAUUUAGGUAUCAAUAAGCUUUUUUUCUUUAAAUAUCUUCUUGCUAUAUAUACAUAUGAUUUUAUAUGUUGAGAGAUAUUGAUAUUUAUUCUAUGUUUUUAAUUGGAGUAUUAUUUAAAACAGA
Molecule: messenger RNA, 1213 nt
Organism: Pseudomyrmex gracilis
Lineage: Eukaryota; Metazoa; Arthropoda; Insecta; Hymenoptera; Formicidae
Gene: Smn
Product: survival motor neuron protein
Exons: 7
Coding region: 257-1027 (256 amino acids)
Biological process (GO): mRNA processing
Cellular component (GO): cytoplasm; nucleus
Molecular function (GO): RNA binding
Source: RefSeq, a predicted model, not a curated record